This is a messenger RNA of Ceraceosorus bombacis, 1702 nucleotides long. Lineage: Eukaryota; Fungi; Basidiomycota; Exobasidiomycetes; Ceraceosorales; Ceraceosoraceae. The record is from the annotation of a GenBank genome assembly.
AUGGACACGCAGGCCGGAUUCUUCUACGAGCCUGGCGUGGUCGAAGCAGAUGCGGGACCAUCGACCUCCUCUCUCGCGCUUCAAUCAGCGUCUCAGCCUCCUCAGCGUCUCACAGCCACGCAGUCUGCGCGUUUGAGGAACUGGCUCGAAGACUCACUUGGCGUCUUGCAUCGAGGUUGGCAAAGAAGGUUCGCCAAGAGGGGAGAGAAUAGGUUCGUCACGCUGGACCAGUAUCUGGAUCAAGCGCAAAACAUCUUGAGCGUGCUGGCGCUCAUACCGCAACACUACGAAGGUGCGAGGAGGAGAGAGGAGCUCAAAGUCCCUUACUUGCUCAGAGCUACCAGUGAGCUUGUCGAGGGAGUUGUUGGAUAUGACUUGCGGCCGUACAGGAGAGAGGAGGAGCAUACACCCACAUCGUUUGACUACGAGGACCUGGGAGACGCACCGAACGUUCACGAUGAAGCAGACCACUCAGCGGCUCCACCAAUCGGCGGCACGCCGCUACCAAUGCAAUUUACAUACGUUCUCAGGACGUUCGCCCUGCUCGAUGCUCAAUGGGUCGCGCUUCUCGACGGCAAAGACCUGGACUACAAGUCGGCUCAGGCUCGCAGUACGCGCAACUAUCCGUGUUCUGGCGACUUGUACGAGUUCAAGUCGUCCGACGACACCCUUGAAAUGGGCGAGGAAUGGCACGCUUCCACACUGACUGGUCGACAUCCAAGAGCCACUGCUACCGCAAGUCAUGGCAGAUUUCAGCGCGCGACAGAAAAUCUGGAAGGAAUCAGGGUACAGAGCGGAUCGGGCAGAGCGCUCUCACAGACGGACAAAGUGAGGCUGAGAAAUGUGGUCCUGGAUGCAAGGGCUAGAUUUAUGCGCUGGAUGAGAUUGGCUUUAGACGCAGAGAUGCUCGACGAUGAGGAAGAGAACGCGCAAGAGGACGAAGUCGAGGAGAGUGAGCGGCGUGAUCAAACCGAAGUUGGACAUGCGAACAAUGCAACUUCUGCUGCUGCACAUGCGAACAAUGCAACUUCUGCUGCUGCUGCUGCUGAAGACGUUCAUGAAACUGCCUGCGGGGAGCAGCCAAUGACUAACGCUGGCACGGAGGAUGAUGAGGAUGAGCUGGACAUGGAAGAGGUUCUGCCUCAGUCGCGCACCGAGAGGAAACUCUUCUCAUUGGGUGAUGGCCCGUCGCCCAUCAUCGAUCGGUCUCAUGAACUCCGAGCCUUAGAUUCACCUAUAGAUACUUCUGUAGAAGGUAGACACUUCGCAAAUUUGUUUGCGCGAAAGGUGCGUCCCACACGGCUGCUGCAUUUGCUUGCAGGAAAAGUGUGUGAAGGACAAUUAAUACGAGAGCUACCUGUGAUACUCUUCUGCAGCUUGAUCCUGAUGCGGAUGAUCAAGACUCGGAUAGCGGAAAUGACGCCUCGCAUCCAGUUCGGUCGGAGACCAGCCAAGAAGAUCAAGAAAUUUUUUCACGGCGCUCUCAUACUUCACCUGAACAUAUACCUCAGACUGGUAGCGCUCCAAAGGUGGCAUCCGAGGCACCUCACGAGCGAACAGGUGCGGAGCCGGCAGACACGGGCGUCUUGAUCUGGGAGCAAUUGCGAGAACGCUCAGAAGCUUGUCGGAAGGAAACGAGAGGCAGUUGGAGAGACUCGAAAGGGAGAGAAAUAGAGCUGCUGGAAGGCCAGAGGAUGAUUAA